UCGAUACCUGAUCGUCAGCAACACGUGGUAAGCCUUGAUGGCAUCGUUUCGUCUAUUAGUUAGGAUUUCUAUUGAUUUACAUAUAUAGUUGUGAUUUUAGUCAAAGAAAUGGAUUGAAUUUUGAUUCACUCAUAAUUGAAAAUAAGUUUUGCAAAAGUUGUUUUUGUAAAGAGAUUAAAAUGGCGGAACCAGUCAAAGAUAAAAUUGAAAUGAAUAGUUUGUUAGUGUCACCUGAUGAUUCGUCGUUCAUUAGCGAUCCUAAAACUUCUCUCCAUCUUCCAAGCCCGGGAACUUCGUACGGCAGUACACUAAGUGUGGGACCAGAGGCUUCUACUGCGAAUUUAUUAAAAAUUGAUUUAGAAAAGAAAUUAAGUCGUCAUACUGGAGAAGAAAGAGAGACAUGGGGAAACCGUGCAGAGUUUUUACUUUCUUUAAUUGGAUAUGCUGUAGGCCUAGGCAAUGUAUGGCGUUUUCCUUACCUUACGCAGAAAAAUGGCGGUGGGGCUUUUCUAAUUCCAUAUGCUGUUAUGCUGGCGAUUGAAGGAAUACCUCUUUUUUAUUUAGAGCUAGCGAUUGGACAACGAUUGCGCAAAGGUGCCGUUGGCGCCUGGAAUCAAGUUUCGCCAUAUCUUCAAGGAGUUGGUAUCGCCUCAGCAGCAGUAUCAUUUAACCUCGCAUUGUAUUAUAACACAAUUAUGGCAUGGUGUGUUUUAUAUCUCGUUCAAAGUUUUCAAAGUCCUCUUCCAUGGUCCACAUGUCCGACACAUAUCGAGGGUAACGUUACUAUUGUAGAUAAAGAAUGCCAGAUUAGCGGUCCAACGACAUAUUUUUGGUACAGAGAAACAUUAAAUGUAGCACCGUCAAUUAAUUCUAAAAGUGUACUUAACUGGAAAUUGGUGUUAGCACUGUUGGCAGCAUGGGUUGUUGUCUUUCUAUGUAUGGUAAAAGGCAUCAAGUCAUCCGGAAAAGUUGUAUAUUUUACUGCAACUUUUCCAUACGUAGUGCUUGUAAUAUUUUUCUUUCGUGGUAUUACUCUUCAUGGAUAUCAAAGUGGAUUAGAACAUUUGUUUAUACCGGAGUGGAAAAAGUUAGCCGAUCCACAAGUAUGGUUAGAUGCAGCAACGCAGAUAUUCUAUUCUUUUGGAUUAGCUUUUGGUUGUCUGAUUGCCCUGGCGUCGUAUAACCCAGUGCGGAGUAAUUUUGUUACAGAAGCGUUUUUUGUUACCAUUGCUGAUUUCUUUACAUCUAUAUUCACUGCCACAGUAGUAUUUUGUGUGUUAGGAUUCAAAGCUACUGCCACAUAUGAAGAGUGUUUGAGAGAUAAUAAUAGUACGAUGUCCAUAUCAGAUGGAAACGGAACAGUAACUAAGUGUGAUUUCAAAACUAUCAUUUCCGAGUCAGCUUCAGGUACUGGCCUGGCAUUUAUAGCAUUUACAGAAGCCAUUAAUCAAUUUCCUGUUCCACAAUUAUGGUCCGUUUUGUUUUUUCUGAUGUUGUUUACCCUAGGUCUUGACAGUAUGUUUGGCACUCUAGAGGGAGCACUGACUUCUAUUAAUGAUAUGAUGUUAUUUCCUACGGCAAGGAAGGAAAUUGUCUGUGGAAUUGUAUGUGGGACGAUGUUUGUUAUAUCACUGUGUUUUGCAACAACAACUGGGUCAUACGUGUUCGCCAUGUUUGACUCAUUUUCAGCCAACAUUCCACUGUUAAUCAUUGCUUUUAUUGAAUGUGUUGCGAUGUCAUAUAUAUAUGGUCUUAAGAGAUUAAGUUUGGAUGUAGAAAUGAUGGUUGGAACCCGUCCAGGUUACUUUUUCAUGUUUUGUUGGCGUUUUGUCGGACCUGUAGCAAUGGUUGUGAUUUUUACUGCAAGUAUAGUAGAGAAAUUAUCAAAUGGAACCUGGUAUGAAGUUUGGGAUUCUUCAAAAGGUUUUGCAGUUAUGUCCCCAUGGCCUGGAUGGUGUCAGGUCGUAGCAGCAUUAAUGAUUUUAUCAUCAGUCUUAUGGAUACCAGGUGUUGCAAUUGCUAAAUACUUUCGACUUAUUUCAUGGAAAGAAGAAGUUGCAUCAUAUUUCCCUGAAGAGGAAUUAAUCGAAGAAAGAGGCAUUGAACCACAUGAAGAUACUGUUAUAGAAAAAUAUUUGCUAGGAUUUAAAUAAUGGUAACGUUCAUAUGCAGCUUAUCACCUGAAUCAAUGGUUAGAACUUUAAUAAGUUAGAUGAUGAUACAUAUGAAGAAAAAUAUUUGCUAGGAUUUAAAUAAUAGAAACGUUAGUAUGCAGCUUAUUACUUGAAUCAAUGGUUAACGUUAGAACUUUAAACGUUAGAUGAAGAUACUAAUGAAGGAAAAUAUUUGCUAGAUUUUAAAUAACAGAAAUGUUAAAUAAAUAUGCAGCUUAUUACUAGAAUAACAUGAAUGUAAUGAUACCAAUUUACGUUAAAAAAAAAAAUACUGAAUGCAAUUGAUAAAAA
Mytilus californianus (California mussel) is the source of this 2465-nucleotide messenger RNA. RefSeq names its product sodium-dependent neutral amino acid transporter B(0)AT3-like. The transcript is spliced from 10 exons. Bases 180 to 2153 code for a protein of 657 amino acids. The record is from RefSeq and is a predicted model, not a curated record. Gene Ontology annotation, biological process: sodium ion transmembrane transport. NCBI's taxonomy places the organism in Eukaryota, Metazoa, Mollusca, Bivalvia, Mytilida, Mytilidae. Gene Ontology annotation, cellular component: plasma membrane.